This is a messenger RNA of Nyctereutes procyonoides (raccoon dog), 9012 nucleotides long. RefSeq names its product atypical chemokine receptor 2 (gene ACKR2). Gene Ontology annotation, biological process: G protein-coupled receptor signaling pathway; chemotaxis; immune response. The transcript has 3 exons. Gene Ontology annotation, cellular component: membrane. Gene Ontology annotation, molecular function: chemokine receptor activity. Bases 3184 to 4338 code for a protein of 384 amino acids. NCBI's taxonomy places the organism in Eukaryota, Metazoa, Chordata, Mammalia, Carnivora, Canidae. The record is from RefSeq and is a predicted model, not a curated record.
GGGAAGUAAGUUACUAUUGUUUUCAUUGUACUCUAUACAUCACAAUGAAUCCAAAUGCAAGGCUUGCCGUAGUGGACCAUGAAGAGGGCAGCUGUCCAUUCCGGGAGUCUGAGGUUAGGGCUCCCAGCAGUGGAGCUCCCAGCAUACGAUUCAGCACUCUGGCUCUGGUGCCCAGCAGCACACUUGCUGAGUGUCCUUGGGCAAGUUACUCCCCCUCUCUGAGCUUCAGUUCCUCAUUUGUAAAAUGAGAAUAAUAAUAGUGCUUGUCUCACAAGGUUGUUGUGAACAUUGAGUACAUUAAUACACAGAAAGUUUGGCAGAGGGAGAAUAUAAUUGGCUUAUUUUCUUUGAGAGACAGUAUAAUUUAGUGUUUAAGAGCAUGGACUCUAGGAGGGGUGCCUGGGUGGCUCAGUCGGUUAAGCAUCCGACAUUUGGUUUCAGCUCAGGUCAUGAUCUCAGGGUCCUGAGAUCGAACCAAGCCUGACUUUGGGCUCCACACUCAACAUGGAGUCUGCUUGAGAUUCUCUCCCUCUCCCUCUCCUUCUGCCUUCUGACCCUUUCCCUGUGCUCGCUUGCUCUUUCUCUCUUAAAAUAAAAUAAAAUAAAAUAAAAUAAAAUAAAAUAAAAUAAAAUAAGCAUGGACUCUGGGUUUCAAUUCCUGGAUCUACUGCUACUCAUUUGUUGUGUGACCUUGGGCCAGUUCCCUAAUCUCUCUGUGCUUUAGUGUUUUCAGCUAUAAAGUGGGGCUGAUAAUAGCAUUUAACUUCUAUAACUUCUAUAAGGUAAGUGUGAGGAUUAAAUAAAUCAAUACAGGUAAAGGUUCUUGCCCUAUCAUCCGGCAGGACUGUCAGGGCUCUAUGGCAGUAGCUAUUAAAAUAAUUGUACAAGAUUUACUCCUCACAAAAUUCUUUGCUGGAAGUACUAUUUCCUUUAUGGGUAAGAAGACAGGCUUGUAUAAGUGAAGGGCUCUAGGAUGGAAGCCUUGACUUUGUGUUAGGUCUGGCAGGGCCCAAUGUUCAAGCUCAAGGGCAUCUCAAACCAACCAGUGAAGCAGACACUGCUCUGCCCCAGGUAGGCUGUUGAUGAGUUCUCUCCGAGUAUACCAUUAUAAGGCACUAGACUUCUUCCCUCCAGUCCUCCUUGUGUGGCUCCCAGUUCCUUUCCCUGUCUUUCAUUCAUGUACCAUCAGCCCCACAGCUAGUCUCCAUUCAGGCACCCUGAGCAACGGCAGCCUGGUCUUUCACUUCUUAAUUUCUAGCCUCCAUUCUUCACCCUUGUCUUUUAAUGAGCUAGCCCAGACUCAGCCUGCAUUCAAACCCAGCUCUGCGACUUGCUAGCUGUGUGGCCUUGGGCAAGUUCCUUAGCCUCUCUGUGACUAACUUUCCUCAUCUGUAAAAUCAAAUAUAGUAGCACCCAUAUCAGGGUGGUAUUGCAAGGAUGAAAUGAAUGGAUGCUUGCCAAGUUCUCAGAACAGAGCCUCACUCAGCAGAAAGUGCUAUGUAAGUAGUGGGCGUUUGUUACUGUUGUUGUUGUAACUGUCAUAUACACAGUAGAGUUUAACAUCUGGUGUUUCCUCAAACCCAGGGAGAAGAAAAUAAAGUGAUCUCAACACUGUUACUGGGUCACCCAAAAGCAAGUAUUCUCCUACCUGUGUCCCAAGGCCAGAGCACUUUCCACAGCCAGACACUGUGGUCAGAGAGUGCGUCACUUCAUAACUCCUUGCUUCAACUUUUCCAGCCACAGCUAGGCCAGGAAUCCAGAAUGGUAAAACUAGAUUUAUAGUCAGAGAGAGCCCAUCCCAAGCUGAACCAGGGUGGAGUCCAGGCCUUGAGACUCCAUCUCCACCCUAAUCCUCCCAGAGCAGUUAGGGGAGACUCCUGAGGGAGGAAUCUGGGGGUGGUCAGAGGGCACAUCCUGUAACAUUGGUCCAUGGAGGCUGUGCCAGCUGGAGACAGCACUUGAACAUGGCUCAGUGGAAGCAGUGGGCUGGACAUGCUCCAUGGCUACAGGCUCCCAAGGCCACCAUUGCAGGGCUAGCCCAGGCUGGGGAAAUGACCCACGGAAGGAGGGUCUUGGCUCUGCUGUGUCCAGAGCACCAAUGGGAGGAGGCAGAAAACCAGGCAAGGGAAAAGUGAGGCAAGAAAAGACAUGAAGAGUGGCUACAGUACUGAUUAAGUCCAUGGUCACUUGUUGAAUGCCCCUCAGAUGCCAGCCCUGUGCUAGUGCAUUCCAGCCCCUCUCUAGCCGAGGAGGCAAGCAAUUCUCAAAAGGUGACUCUGUUCAAGGAGGCAGGUACCAAGGCCGAGGAGUGACCCUCUGUUAGUGCUGGGGUUUGGGGCAGGGGUUAUGCCAAGCUAGUGUCCAGGCCGGCUUCUGGGAAGGGAGAAUUUAUAUUUCAUUUUACAAGAUAUGAUUUCCAAAUUGUGAGGAAGCCAGCCUAAUUUUCGUUCAUUAGAAGUGAUCUCAGAUGUUAUUCUUGGUUUUACAUUUUGAAAGCUAGUAUGGCUUUUUGAGGUAACAUUUGAUCUUGUUUAUUUGUUCACUAGUCAGAGCUAUAGCAUGGGCAGCACACUCGGUAUGGCUGUGCCAUGGGCAUCUGAGAGGGGACCUCACGUGACCCUAUCCUCAAGAGCUCUUGGCUGGGGAGGAGGCAGCUACAGGACUGAUAAGACAGGUAGAGGAGGAAAGGUGAUGAGAGACACAGACAGGGACCUAGUGAAAAGGGGAAGGUUUGGUCAGGUUUCGUGGAGUCUUGAUCAGGGGUAUGCCAGUAAAGGUUUAAUAACCAGCUCUCAGUGAUGAUGGUGGGGGCACAUGCAAGAAGGAGAGGAAGCUCCAAUUUGUGGCAUUUGCCAUGGUAUAAAUAUCCCCACCAUGACCAAUUUCAAGCUACCAGCUUAACAUCCCCCAAUGUGGAAUUAGUUAAUUCCAUGGUUGUUUGUUGGAUGCCUCCCAGAUAUUGCAUAACUGGCUCUCAUAAGCCUGUGGGAGCUGCUCCAGCACAUCAAACCUUAACACUGGUUAUUAAGGUCAGACGUCCUGCUACCAGAGGCUCAUCCUUCAAACUCAGGUAUGGCUGGAUAAGCCAAAUGAACUUGGGCAUAAGGAAAAGUGAACAUAAAAAAGAAAAACCUGAGUGAGUCCAGAGGGACAGAGCUCCGGAACUGAGUGUGUCCUCCCAGCAUGGCCCCCACUGCCUCCCCUCUGCCGCCGACCACUGAGGUCACCAGUUCUGAGAACAGCAGCUCCUUCUACGACUAUGAGUAUUACCUGGACCAGGUAGCCUUCAUGCUCUGCAGGAAGGACGAAGUGCUGGCCUUUGGCAGGAUCUUCCUGCCAAUCUUCUACAGCCUGAUCUUUGUGCUGGGUUUGGGCGGGAACCUCCUUCUUCUAGUGGUCUUGCUUCGGUAUAUACCUCGCAGGCGGAUGACUGAAGUCUAUCUGCUGAACCUGGCCAUCUCCAACCUCCUGUUUGUGGUGACACUGCCUUUCUGGGGCAUCUCCGUGGCCUGGCAUUGGGUCUUUGGGAAUUUCUUGUGCAAGAUGGUGAGCACCCUCUAUACCAUCAACUUCUACAGUGGCAUCUUCUUCAUUAGCUGCAUGAGCCUGGACAAAUACCUGGAGAUCGUCCAUGCUCAGCCUCACCACAGGCUGAGAACCCGGGCCAAAAGCCUGCUCCUGGCUGCCAUGGUAUGGGCUAUGGCCCUGGCUGUCUCCAUCCCCGACAUGGUUUUUGUGCGGACACAUGAAAACCCCAUAGGUGUGUGGAACUGCUAUGCAGAUUUUGGGGGUCAUGCGACCAUCUGGAAGCUCUUCCUCCGUUUCCAGCAGAACUUCCUGGGGUUUAUUCUUCCACUCCUUGUCAUGAUCUUCUUCUACUCCCGCAUUGGCUCUGUGCUGGUCAGGCUGAGGCCCCCAGGUCAGGGCCGGGCUCUAAGGAUAGUCGUAGCCCUCGUGGUGGCGUUCUUUGUGCUCUGGUUCCCAUACAACCUCACCUUGUUUCUGCACUCACUGCUGGACCUCCAAGUCUUUGGGGAAUGCAAGGUUGCCCGACACCUGGACUAUGCAAUGCAGGUGACAGAGAGCAUUGCCUUCCUUCACUGCUGCUUCACCCCCAUUCUUUAUGCUUUCUCCAGCCGCCACUUCCGCCAGUACCUGAAGGCUUUCCUCGUCACUGUGCUCAGGCGGCACCAGACACCUUGCCCUGCACAGGCCCCGCUGUCCAGCUGUUCUGAGAGUAGCAGUAUUACUGCUCAAGAAGAAAUGACCAACAUGAAUAACCUUGGGGAGAGGCAGGCUGAACACUCCCCCAACAAGAAUGAUAUGGGAAAAAAUUAAGUCUGAGUGUCCAUACCAUGGUCUGGUGGGAAUGUCUGGGACCUAGUUCACUCAGUUGGGCAUCCACCCAAACUCCUCUCUCCUCAGAGACCAUGUUGCCACACCCCAUGGUCAGCUCUCAGUUCUCCACCAUAAGCGACAUUUGCUUACUCCUGCCUCCUUCUUCCUCUUUCUUUAUUGCCUUCUAGGAAACCAUACUCUCUUGAGUGAAUUGCUAGAGUAGUUUCCCAACUGACCUCUAUGCUUGCUGUCAUGCACUCCUGUCAUCUAAUCUACAUCCACCAGUCAGAAUGAUCACAUCCCCCUCAGCUGUCACUUCCAUCAUCCUCAGAGUAGCCCAAGGCUUGCCACCCACCAGUCUGCUCCCUUCCCUGGAGCUCAGCUGGGGAAAUAUUGUUGCAAUAUUGUUUAAUGUCACAGCAUUGAUGGUGGCUCCAAGGGUCUGGCCAGUGGGAGGGGCUGGAAGUGCCCCACAUGGGGAACUUUCCAGGAACAUGAGAGAUAGCAGGUGGGUGGCAGAGUGAACACAUGUUCCUAGCAGUUCAAGAGGAUCAUCUUCUCUCUGCUUCCCAUGCUCUCUCUGGAGCCUUCAGGGGUCCCUGGGGUCUAUGCAAAGCCCAAGGUCUUUGUCCAGACUCCAAGGUCUUUCACAAGUACCAUACACCAGCUUACUCUUAUACUCCUUCAUUACUUUUCAUUUCCUGGACACCAGGAACCCCUUGUUUCUUGCACCUUCGCACCUUUAUGUUUUGCACUUGCCACUCUCUUGUGUAACAGGGAUCAUUUUUCAGCCACCUGUCCCUUCAUCCUUUUUUUUAUAACAGAAUUCUACUUGCUCUGGGAAGCCACUCCUUGGUCACUCUGCCCUCUGCAUUGGAUAGAAGUUGAGUAGAGCACAGGACUUGAGCCAAUUACAGCCUUACCUUUCCCUGGCACAGUGAUUCAUUUAGAAUGGGCACAGGACCCAGGAAGAGCUUGUGAAAUGUGGCAAUUAAAAUAUGCUAGAGCAGAGGCAUGAGACUAAAGCCAAGAAGAUGUGUAGUCUGGGGUCCUCCUUCAUCAACUUGAACUUCAGAGGGUGAGGUAAUAGCACAGUAAGUGAGCAGACCCUGAGGGCCAGAAUCUAGGCAUGGCUGAAGAUCAUCCCAGUCCUGGACUUGACGGUUACAUAAACCAAUAUAUUCCUUUAAAGUUUAGGUGGUAAUGUUUUGUAACUUGUAAUCUAAGGAUUCCUGGCUGAUAUGUCCUGCCUGGGUGCUUUCCUCUUCAUGUCCCCUGUGGUUAACAUCUGCCCUGCUCACUGAAGGUGGUGAUUUGUUUGAGGAUGUGGUGGAUAGGGUUCUAUUUUAGGGCUUCUGAAAUGUGCCUCAUAAGGGACUUAAGUUCUGCCCAUAGAGCAGCCUGACUGAACCAACAGGGUCUUAGGUACCCAGGGUCUCUGACUUUGUAUCCAUGAUGCACAGAUGGAAUGGCAUGAGGUAUGCCAGCCAAGGGACACACCUGGUAAGGCUCGUCCCCAGCACUGGUGCAUGUGUGUGUGUGUAGUCUGUGUACACGUGUCUGUUUUGCUCUGUGGGCUGUGCAUAGGACAUAUGGUUAUGUAUGUAGGUCUGACAUGAACAUGUCACUGUGUCCACAUGGGUCUGGGCAUGUGCCCAUGGGUUUUCUGUGUGUUCCUAUGUGUCUUUCUGUAGCUGUGUAAGUGUGGGCAUGUGCUGUCUGCAAACAGCAGGUAUAUAAGAAGGGCCCCAAAGCAUAUGCCCAAGGGAGAGAAGGGCUGCCACAGAUGACCCAUUGAUCUCUCUCAGUGUCCUAGUUGCCGUUUACUGCAGAUGCCAUAUUGAGGGCUCUCACUUCUAUCACUUCUCACUGAUCAGGAAGUGAAUUCAGAGGUGGGCUCUCACAGCCCAGGCCAGGCCAGGGCUGCCUUCAUCCUGACCUUACUUCCUCAGCCUGGACGUUGGUUUCUCCUGCUGUUCUCCAUCUGCCCAAAUGCCUGGCUCCCUGGCUUCACUGCUCAGACCUUUCCAAGAAAGCUCCCAGGAUUCUCUUGUUCCUCAUAUCCUGAGGCAAGAUGGACUUUUCUCCUGGCUGACCCUGGGAGAAGGACAGGCAUGGCUCUGCCUGGGAGCAGGGCUGCCCACUCUCUACCCUGUGAAGUAUGGUUUCAGGUUUACAGCUGUUACUACCUAUGAAAAAAGAAAAGCCAAACCAAACCAAAACAAAAACCUCUUUUCUUUCCCAGGUUCCUGCAAUUCCACCAUUGGCAUGUCAUCCCUGAUCUUGCUUUGUUAUUAGCUAUCCUCAGAGAAUACACAUAGUGGACUUUGAGAGAGAAAAAAAUUAGUACAGAAAUGAGGAUUUGGGGAUCAGAACUGCUGUGUCAGAACAUGUAGUGACUAGUUGUAUCCUUGGGGGUUUCACACUUUCUACUGCCUCAAGGCCCCUGGAAGGUAAGAAAGGGUAGCCCUUGUAGAGAGUGUGUCCUGUCCCCAUGCAGAGGGCAUAGGACUACAGGUGACAUGGGCCCCACCCUUGCCCAUAGGUGGGCAUUGGCUUCUGUGUGCACAGUCUAACCCUGAGUAGUCAUGUCUUCCUGGGAGGCCCAUUGUUAUGGUGGAUAUCCAUGACUGUGGGAUGGUAUACUUGUAUUCACCUCAACCUGACCCACUGAAGGUUCCCUUGGUCCCAGGCAUACCCUCAAACAUGAGGUUCUUGGGAGAUCUACAUGAAGUCACUCUCAGUUGAGACUUCUUGGUCUUGACUCAAUGGAUUUGGGCCCUCAGGUUAGGCCCCUGGCCCAGAUUUCUUUGAGCGUGGGUAAAAUGAGAGGAUGCAGCACUUAGGUCUGCGCAGGACCCAGGAGUAUGUCAAGGCCCUGUAUCUUUGCCCUGAACCCAAUACCUGCUCUGGUACAGGGCCUGGCUAUGUGGAGAGGUCAUUGGUAAGCUCCCCAUGGUGGCUCCUAGCCUCUCAGUCUGCUUAUUCCUCUUCUGUACUCCCCAUGUGAGUUUUCUUUUGCUCCUGGCCCCUUGUAGAAUAGGGUGGGAUAUCCUGGCUGCAGUCAGACAGCAUCAUUUUGGAGUAAAUAGAUUCACAGAAAGGCAGGCUCUGGCUCAGAGUCACAUAGCAAGUGGAGACAGACACCUAUCUCUAGUCCCGUGUUUGAGCUGCUCUAACAACCUGUUAUCCUGGCAAAACUCUGAGCAGGACAACCAGCCUCAAUAUAAUAGAAGAGGAUAGUAAUAGGUGAGGGAUAGGUGAGUAAGAGAGAAGCCCCACUGGGCAUCCUCGCAGGGGUUCUAUGCCAUUUGGCCUCCCUAUGCCCACUUCCACAGCCAUUGCCCCUCCUGUCUGGGCCAUGCCAUCAGCCAACUGGGCUCUGGCAACAACACCCUCUCACUCACCCCCAGCCCUGGAAAGUAUGCCUGGUAAUGAGAUUGUCUCCAUUUCAUAUGCCAGAAAGCUGAGUGAGGCCAGGGAGGGGAAGGAAAUGAUUUGAGGACAAGAAGUAAAGUGGCUGAGACUGAGUCAAUUUUCUGUCAUUUAAUCUCUGUUUAGGGAAUUGGGGGUCAGAGAUGAAGUAAUAAGAUACCAAGUCCUAUGAGCUCCAGUCUGGGGGAGGGGGAAAGAGAAAGAGAGCAGGACAUAGAAAGCAAUGACACAUAACAGAUGUGCUAUGACACAAACUAUGCUAGGGUAGCCUCAGGGGAUGGAGUCCAUUUCUGGCCAGAGGAUGGAAGGGGUGAGAUCCAGGAAAACUUCCAGGAGAAGCCAGCCCCGGGGUUGGCUGUAGAAGCAGGCAACUGUACUUUAUAGAUCGUAAAUUGCACUGGAUUGAAAAUUUAGGGAUCGAUGGUGGCAAAAUUUAAAUGUUAGGUGUGGAAGGAUGGGGGGCCCGAAAAGUGAAAGAGUGACAAUCAGAGUUGAAAGGUUUGGAGAAAGGUCAGGGUAAAGAGAGGACCCGGCAUGCCUGGUGUGGGGAGAUGCGGGGUGCUGAGCUAUAAGAAAGGCAGUGGGGGUGGGAAAAACGUGACAGUUUCAAAGGCACCACCCGGGCUUAAAGGAACAGACUGGGGCCUGACUACAAACGGGUGAGAGCAGGGGAGGAAGUGAGGGUGUCUUCUCCAUAUCUGUCUUGGGGGAUAGUGCAGCUGGUGGUGUCCUGAGCAGAGACAGGCAGAGAAAUCCAGAGAAGGGGGUGGUUUAGGGCAGAGGUGAGGAACAGAUGCUGAGUUCUGCAUGAGCCAAACUGAGUCAGAGGGGCUGUGGGACCCCGGUAAGGAGGCUGAGGGUCUGCAUUGUAGGAACGUGUUCCAAGCUCAGCAGUGGUUGCAGAAACCAGAGGAGCGGUUGACGUGGGGUGGGCGCUUGGAGGGGAGACAAGGGCAUUGAGGAGGGGCCUUGAAUAACUCCUAUGUGAAAGGCAACAUGUCUCUAGACCUGCUCUAUCCAGUUCGGGAGCCACUAGCCCCAGAUGGCUGUUGAGCACUUAGAAUGCACCUGGUCUGAAGUGAGAAAGGAUGCUAGGGGAAAAAGUACACACCAGAAUUUCCAGGCAACACAGAAAAGAGAACUGUAAAAAUAUUUCACAACUAUUCUUAUAUUGAUGACAUAUUGAAAUGCUAAUCUUUUAGAUAUAUUGGUCUAAGUUAAAUAUAUUAUAAACAUGAA